Molecule: messenger RNA, 2169 nt
Organism: Alternaria burnsii
Lineage: Eukaryota; Fungi; Ascomycota; Dothideomycetes; Pleosporales; Pleosporaceae
Product: mitochondrial inner membrane protein mdm31
Exons: 2
Coding region: 1-2169 (722 amino acids)
Biological process (GO): mitochondrion inheritance
Cellular component (GO): mitochondrial inner membrane
Source: RefSeq, a predicted model, not a curated record
AUGAACAAGAAUGUAGGAACGCUCGGCUUCCUGUGGCGCGCCGUCGCUGGCCAGCCUUUGGUACACGCCCGUGUGCUUUCGCAGGAAGCGCGGGGAAUAUGGGCACAGUCGCAGUCGACAUCGAGCCGAGGCAUCCAGAAACGGGCCAUUGCUUCCAACUGCCGCCUCUUGGGCCUGUCGACGACGACGAGUCUGCCCUCGAUUGCGCGCUCACAGUAUCCUGGACAGGCUCCCACCUGCCUGCUCCGAGCGUCAUCACCCCGCACUGGUCACCUUCAGCAGAGUGUGACUAGUACUGUGCUCUCGGCAUGGAGCAGAAAUGCAUCGUCCAAGGCAUCCAGGGCGUUGAGGAAGAGCAGAGGCAGCGACCGACGCAACAAAAGUUCGGCGACCAAUGGCUCAACCAAGGACAAGCAAGGCCCCACAGGUCAAGCACCCCAGGCCCAGCUAUCUCCCCAGCCGAACUCGUCCACCAAAGCCUCAAAGACGCCCCCGAACCCGAAGCCUGAAGUAGCGAGUGCUGCAAAGCCCCUCCUCGAUCGUCUACCACACCACCUACCCCACAUAUACCGUCCGAGCAAAGCCGAACUACUCGAGGCAGCGUCUGGUUUCUGGUCACGGAUAAAGAUCCACUUCAAGUGGCUUACCAUCCGAAGCACCCGCCCAUUCAAUGCCGAUGAGAUAUACGCAUUGUUCUCGUGGAUCAUCGCGGCGCACUUUCUGUGGAUCGUCUUGGGAACUACAACGUUUUUCAUGUUGACCAUCUUCCUGGUCAAUACCGCCUUCUCCCAGGAGACCAUCGCCAAGUUCAUCGGAAACUACUUGACCAAGUCUUCGGGCAUAAAAGUUGUCUUUGAGACUGCUGUUGUACCCAAGUGGGGAGAUGGCGUCAUCUCCUUCCGCAACGUUUUUGUCUCGCGACGUCCAGGUCAGGGCAAGGGAAAGGUCAGCAAGGGCUCACAAACGGAGAUGGCUGCUGCCGCUGCUACCAUAACCCACCAGGACAAGGACGGUCAAGACGGUGUCGAAGAGAAAGUGGAACCCGAAGAAGACACCAAUUACACCCAGUUUGAUAUAUCCAUCGAUACCGUCAACGUCACACUGUCCUUUUCUAAGUGGUUCAAUGGGAAGGGCUUGUUGAAGGAUGUCGAAAUCAAGGGUAUCAGAGGCGUGGUAGAUCGGACAUUCGUGAAGACAAUUGAAGGCGUGGAUCCUAGGUCAUACAAGCACGAGCACAACCCAGGCGAUUUCGAACUGGAAUCUUUCAAGAUGGAAGACCUCCUUGUAACCAUCUACCAGCCCAACGACUUCCGCCCGUUCUCUGUGAGCAUCUUCUCCUGCGACCUCCCCCAGCUGCGAAAGCAAUGGUUGUUCUACGACUUCCUCUCCGCCAACAUGAUGUCCGGAUCCUUCGACAACUCGCUCUUUACGAUACAUCCUCGACAAACACACAACCGCACUGGCACGCAAUUGAGCAGCGGCCGCGACAGCGAAGAUGGUAAAGCCUGGAAGAAGCACAGCCGGAUUCGCAUCGAUGGCCUCAACAUUGACCAUCUUAACAGAGGCUUCGAAGGCCCCUUCUCAUGGAUCCACGAAGGCAAUGUCGAUAUUGUAGCAGAUGUCAUGUUCCCUAGCGACGACGACGAUAGCAUUGCAAAGGUCAUGUCCGACAUGUAUGACCGCGUUGAGGCGACCGUCAUUCAACAACGCAAACAUCAUUUCUCCGACCAUGCCGUACACGGGUUCGAUGAGCACCAUGAAGACAAGUCAAACCUUGACGAGGGGACAGAAGAAGACAAGCGCUACAUGAUCAUGGACAUGCGCGUUCAUCUCAACGACGUGCGCGCCGCAGUCCCCAUCUUCACCCGAGAUAUUUCUUAUGUGAACAACGCGCUCGUACGACCUAUCGUAGCUUACAUGAACUCGAGUCGCACCUUCAUCCCAGUAAACUGCAGGGUUGUGAAGAGAGUUAGUGAGUUCGAUGGGAGCUGGACCCUCUACGACAGCGGGUUGAUGGAGGAAGUGUCGAAGGAAAUGUACGAUGCCUUUGCCCGCGACGUCCUCGAAGACCGAACCACACGCAAGCGACGCAUAAAAAAGGUGGGCAUUUGGACACUGCAACUCGCAGCCCAAGCCCUCUUCCUUGGUCUCGCCGGCAACAUUGCGUAA